Molecule: messenger RNA, 3681 nt
Organism: Serendipita indica DSM 11827
Lineage: Eukaryota; Fungi; Basidiomycota; Agaricomycetes; Sebacinales; Serendipitaceae
Source: the annotation of a GenBank genome assembly
AUGUCAGGCCUUCGUUCUCGUUUGAAGCAUAUCUGGGGCCUCCCCAAACCGCUCCCGCCAAACACGGUCCAGACCGUCCCUCCCCCUGAUUCGAAAGGGGACAAACGGACAAUUUCUAAGCCGAUAUCGAAGACAAAAGACUUUGGAUUUCUGGAAAUUGCCUCUGGAACCGACCCUAUUGUUGAUAUUGUCGCUAUACACGGCCUGCAAGGGCACAGAGAGAAGACGUGGACGACAGAUAACGGAAUUCUUUGGCUCCAGCACCUCUUGCCCUCCGACUUGCCCAACGCUCGAAUUCUCAGUUACGGAUACGAUGCCGAUACUCACAGCCCGGAAUGUGUAUCAACGCAUACUAUGCGUAGACACGCCGAUCAGUUGGCCAAGGCGCUUUCAAUGAGCCGAAAGGACGUCCCCCGGCGACCCAUAAUCUUUAUCACGCAUGAUUUAGGAGGGAUUAUCCUCAAGUGGGCCUUAGUUAUCUGUCACAACCAGAGAUUAGAUUCAAAGGCAGAUCUUCGAGACGUUCUAGUAUCCACGCAUGCUAUCUUUUUCUUCGGUACCCCACACUCUGGCGUCGAAAACACCACUCUCCUUGAAGCAAUCAACCGCUUGGCAGCAGUAUACAUGGAAACAACAGACCUAAUCCUCAAGGAGCUUCGGGCUCACUCUUUCGAGCUUGAGGACAUACAGAGUCUGUAUGUUGCGGCAAGUCAGAAUAUCAACGUCAUCUUCUUAUGCGAAGAAUAUCCAGAUACCAAAAUAGGAGAAUACGUAGAACCGGUGAGCAUAUCGGUAUUCGGAGAGAAUGAUCCAACUGAGCGUCAGAGUGUCCCGUAUCACUCCGCUACGAUCGCAGGCGAUUACAAUGCAACGACGAUUGUCCUCCAUGCCAACCACCGUGAUCUAGUGAAGUUCUCAACCAAGGAGAGUAACAACUAUCAAACGGUUCUGGACUACCUCAGAGAGCAUUAUGAUACUGCGGCUGUAAGGAUAAAGGAGAAGUGGGUUACAGAAGAUAAUUGUCGUAUUGCUGCGAAAGGAGGGCUUCCCUCCCAGAAGGUCAUGCUGCCAAAGCCUCGUCCGCCCGUGUCCCGGAAUUACAUCGAGCGUAAAUCAGUCCAAUCUCUCAUCACGCAGAAUUUGCUUCCUAGUAGAGAGGUACAGAAGCAAAGGUGGUGUGUAUUGCACGGACUUGGAGGGUCUGGCAAAACUCAGCUCGCAACGAACUGGAUUCGGGAGCAUGAAACCAGUUUCACUCGUGUCAUUGUCGUCGACGCUUCGAAUCAAGAGCAGUUGGAGAAAGAUUUGGAGCUGUCGAUUCGCUCCUUGGGGCCGGAAUAUAGCAAUAUGACAUGGAAGGAUGCAAUGAUUUACCUUGAAGGAAAAGAAAAGGGAUGGCUGUUAUUCCUCGACAACGCCGACUCACGAAACCUCAAUCUUCUCCCAUACAUCCCCAAAUCUAGUCAUGGCGCCAUUCUGAUCACCACAAGGAACAGCGAGUGCAUCGGCUACGCUCCGGGCGGCGCAGUUCCUGUCGGCGGUCUUGAGGAGAACGAGGCAGUUGAACUCCUGCACACAAUUGCCAAUGUCGCACCUGCGUCCGAUGAAAAUUCUAUCGAAAUCGUCAAGGAGCUGGGAAUGCUGGCGCUUGCCAUUAUACAAGCCGGAGCGUAUAUUCGCAAGACGCGGCGUCUGGAUACGUACCUCGACACGUUGCGUAGACAUAGGAAUGAACUCCUUCGUAACAAGUUGGGCGUCGGCAUAGAGUACACAUCUUCGACAUAUGCAGUCUUCGAUCUGUCCUUCCAUCGUUUACCGGAUCGGACAAAGAGUUUCAUGAAACUCUGUGCUCUCCUUCACCAUUCACCCAUUCCAACCAGACUGUUUGAGCAGUCGACGCUAUCUAAAUUUAGCCUUUACAGGGUCCGGGAUAGCUGUCCGCCGCCAAAGAGUGACAUGGAUCUCAUAUCUAGGCUUCAGGAUAUCUUUGGUGUAAUAUGGAACCAGCCCAAGUUCCAGGCACUCGUCGACUCGGCCGCAAGCGCGUCGUUCAUUGACAUCUCUAGUGACGGGCUAUUCUAUACCGUCCAUCCGUUACUUCAGAUGUACAUCAGGGAUCGCCUUGAUGAAACUGGAAGUCAGCAAUAUGCACGUAUGGCUGCACUGCUCUUACUAGGUACGAUCCGGCCGAUAGAGGACAGUAACGCAGAACUUUGGCAACUACUUCCUCACGUAAACAACAUAUCCCGAUCCGUGCAAUCAAACAGUGUGUCCAGCGCAUUGGCCUUCCACGAGUUCUAUCACUCUUUAGGUGAUUGGAAGGCGUGCCGGGAGUUGUUAGAGGCGGCUCUCUCCCAACUUCACCAAACAAAGGGCAGGCGGCAUGAAGACUCGGUCUGGGUGGCGGAGAAACUCGCCAUUUCGUUACACAACUGUGGUCAAUUCGAUGCAGGAGAAAAGUUGCAGCGAGAAGUACUCACUCUACGCCUCGACACCCUCGGAAGACGCCACUUAGAUACUAUGAUCGCCAUGAAUAACCUUGGAAACACCUUGAGCCACCGCUCGCAAUGGGACGAGGCUGAGACGAUGUUGCGAGAGGUGCUCGCUCUUCGUCUCAAGGUCCUUGGAGAACGACACCUCGAUACAAUAUCUGUAACCAAUGACCUUGCGAAUACCUUGAGUCACCGUCGUCAAUGGGACAAGGCGGAGACGAUGAUGCGCCAGGUACUCGCUCUACGAACUGAUAUCCUUGGACGACGUCACCGAGACACCAUCUCGGUAAUGAACAGUCUAGCGACAACCUUGAGCCACUGUGGUCAAGGGGAGGAGGCGGAAAAGAUGCUGCGAGGGGUCCUUGCCUUGCGACUGGAAAUCCUUGGUCAACGGCAUCCAGAUACCGUGAAAGCGAUGAACAACCUCGCAAACACCUUGAGCCACCAUGGUCGAUUGGACGAGGCGGAAAGGAUGCAGAGGGAUGUACUCGUUCUCCGCCAAGAUGUCCUUGGACGGCAACAUCCAGAUACCAUCAAGGCAAUGAAUAACCUCGCUAGCAUGUGUUUCAAGAGUGGUCGGUUCGAUGAGACAGAAAAGAUUCAGCGAGAAAUUUUGGCUCUACGGCUGGAGACGCUUGGACGAAAGCAUUCGGAUACGAUAGUAGCAAUGAGCAACCUCUCAAAAACUUUAGGCCGUAUCGGUCGAUUGGACAAGGUGGAGGAGCUGCAAGAACAAACACUCGCUCUGCGGAUCGAGAUGCUCGGACGAUCGGACCUGAGCACCAUCUCGGCAAUGGAACAGCUCGCGAAUACUGUACACGAACGCGGUCAGUUGAGCAGGGCAGAGAAAAUUCAGAGAGAGGUAUUUGCUCUGCGACUCAAGGAUCCUGGACGGCGGCAUCCAGACACGAUCGAGGCCAUGAGGACCCUCGCAAAUACAUUACGCGACCUUGGCAAGUUGGAAGAAGCGGAAAAGAUGGAUAGAGAGAUAGUCGCUCUGAUGCUCGAGGUAUUUGGACGGAACGCCGAAACUCUCAAAGCUUCGUACAAUCUCUCUAUGAAAUUGUACAAAAGCGGUAAACAUGAUGAAGCUGCAAAGCUCGUGGAGGAGACCAUGGGUAUACGCCACGAAGUCCUUGGUGGUGAUAAUCCCAAUACUCGUCUCCCAAAGCAAGUUCUCAGACUGUAA